Molecule: messenger RNA, 5028 nt
Organism: Agrilus planipennis (emerald ash borer)
Lineage: Eukaryota; Metazoa; Arthropoda; Insecta; Coleoptera; Buprestidae
Product: hemicentin-1-like
Exons: 14
Coding region: 414-3251 (945 amino acids)
Molecular function (GO): protein binding
Source: RefSeq, a predicted model, not a curated record
GGUGCCGGGAGCUUUCGUUCCUAGUCCCGGCUGUCGAACGGAUCUGACGGACUACCUACCGGCCGAUCGCGGAAAAUCGACGCGUAACGGCGCUGUUUGUUUUCCAUCGCGUUAUUACACGACUCGCUCGUACUUACACAUAUUAUAUUGAUGCAACAGCUUAAACUACAAAUAAACUAUUACUAGGUAUGAAUUAAUGUAUCUUAAAAGAAAUACUUAUGUUUUUUAUGUGUAUAUAGUAAGUGGUGAAGUUUCUAAGAUGAACCGUUUAAUGUGACAUCUAAGCAAUACGAUGACGAUAUCAAACGUGUAGGACAAUUUUUUUCUGGAUCAAGAUAUUGCCCUCGGCGAGGUGUGAGUGUGUAGUAUGUGAAGUACGCGAUAAGUGAUGAAACUUUUUUAAAAGAUAAAAUAUGUUUGUCGGAAAACGAAAAAUGGAGUUAGUUGUGUUAGGGACGUGCUUGACAUUGUUCUUUAGUGGGACAGUUCUCGGAAUUAUUGACGGAGAGCCUGCGAAUGCAAUGCAUGAAGUUCAAACUGUUCAGGGCAACACGGCCAGUUUACCCUGCGACAUCACGCCUAUCGUUCAAGGAGACAAAAUGCAUAUAGUAAUAUGGUUUAAAGCAACCAGCAAGGGAGAUACACCUAUUUAUACGUUCGAUAGUCGUGAUAAACAGCUUGAAUUAGGCAAGCACUGGUCUGAAGAAUCACUGCUGGGCAAAAGAGCGAUGUUCCGGUAUCAGGAUGAACCAGCAAAGCUGCUACUGGAAAACGUUAAGGACUCAGACGCAGGCAUGUAUCACUGUCGGGUUGACUUCCAGCGGAGUCCGACCAGAAACGUCAGGGUCAAUCUAUCAGUAAUAAUUCCCCCCGAAAAGUUAACGAUAUUGGGGGAAAACGGCUCAAACAUACCCUACCAUAUUCUUGGACCCUACAACGAAGGCUCUUCCGUUAACAUAACGUGCGAGGUCACGGGAGGUCGUCCGCUACCGAAAGUAACUUGGUGGCAGGAAAAUGCCUUACUGGACGAUUCAUUCGAAUAUCUACCCGACAGGAAAGUAAGGAAUGUUUUGACCAUAGAAAAGUUAGCUAGACAUCAUCUACAUGCUGUCUUUGUUUGCCAAGCUUCAAACAAUAAUUGGAGACCUCUUACAAGCCGAAUUACAUUGGAUUUAAAUUUGAGGCCCCUAUGGGUACGAUUUGUUGGUGACAAUCGACCCUUAUCAGCUGGCACACCCUAUGAAUUGAGCUGUGAAGUUGUCGGUGCAAGACCACCCCCGACUAUUACAUGGUGGAAGGGUAGCGUUCAGAUGAUAGACACUAGGCAAACGACAAGUCCUGACGCUAACACAACGACAAGUGUUCUCACAUUUACCCCGACAAUUGACGAUGAUGGAAAGUAUCUUUCAUGUAGAGGACAGCAGCCGUUAAUCCAAGACAGCGGUAUAGAAGACGGAUGGAAAUUGGAUAUUCACUACGUUCCCGUCGUCACUUUGGAGCUCGGUAGCAAUAUCAACAGCACUAACAUCCGAGAAGGAGAAGACGUCUACUUCGAAUGCAACAUUAAAUCUAAUCCGUGGGUGUAUAAAGUUAGUUGGAAACACAACGGAAAGCUGCUAUACAACAAUGCGGCCGCAGGGACAAUUGUUAGCAAUCAAAGUUUGGUACUUCAGGCCAUAACUAGACAAAGGGCGGGACUGUAUACGUGCGUCGGUAGUAACCAAGAGGGUGACGGAGAAAGCAACCCCGUGCAAUUGAACAUAAAAUUUGCUCCCGUAUGCCGUCUGGGUCAACCGAAAGUUUUCGGGGUCGCCCGGCACGAACUGGCAAAGAUCCCGUGCGACCUGGAGGCAAAUCCGGACAAAGUUAACUUCACAUGGAAAUUUAACAUCAGCGGCGAGACAAUCGAUAUACCUCAGUCGCAUACUAUCGCGGACAAGACGAGAAGCAUAGCUUCGUACAAACCGAUGACCGAGAAGGACUACGGCACCCUAUUGUGCAAGGGCACCAACGAAGUCGGCGAACAAAAAGAACCGUGCGUCUUCUAUAUUACACCUGCUGGAAAACCGGACCCUCUUGCAAAUUGUACAAUUCUAAACCAAACUGCUGAUUCGUUGAACGUUGACUGCUUGGAGGGUUUCGAUGGCGGUCUGGAUCAAUUUUUUGUGAUGGAAGUAUACGAUGCGCAAAGCAGAAAACUUGUGAGCAACGUAACAUCGAAAAGCCCGAUUUUCGCAGUCGGAGGCCUCGAAUCUGGCCUCGGGUUUGAAGUAGCGCUUUACGCUGCAAACAAAAAGGGACGAAGCGAUGUUUCACGAUUGCACGCGUCAACCCUCAAAUCAGCAGAGAAACACACAGCCAUGUCUCCUCUUCUUAUCCAUAUCACCCCCAUAAUAGGCACCUUGGCAGGCGUAGUGGUUGCUAUCGUUCUGAUGGCGGUUAUCAUUGUGGUGGUAAUAAGAUGUCGAGGUCGUGGUGAACACGACGAAAAACUACAUGCAGAGGGUAGUUUAUUGUCUGGUAACGGUCACCAUCAUCGUAGUGGUGGUAGGAGGGGAAGUGUUUCCAACAGAGGCGACCAAACCAGUUGCGAACCACUGAACAGACAACUGAAUUGUAGUGUCGAUAGUUUGGAUGAGAAGAAUCCUGAUUUGAUUCCGCACGAAAAUGAUGAAGAAUACCAGGAAGAAGAAAGAGCUUUUGAACGAUUAAAUAACGUCCAAGUAAGGCCGUUCUUGUCUGUCACUACUGGAAGGAGCAGUCCUUAUGGAGCAUUUGAUCCACAUACAAACGUUAACGAAAUGACUUACGCCGAACUUUCUCUAUGCAAUCGACAAAAUCCUCACGUCAUCUACAACAAUCAAUCGACCCAUUUGUUGAACGUUAAGCACAAACAUGAACCUGUCGUUUACUCUCAAAUUCAAACGACUGCAGCGUAUCCAUCUCAACAUCAGCAUCAACAACAGCAGUCACUUCUGCAACCGUUGAGUCCCCCAAUUUCCGCAUCCCUCCCGCGACUACAUCAUUCCGGCCAUAUGCCCAUGUACGUAACCAGACGAUUCCAAGAUGAUCUCCGGGGCAACGUAACUCCUCCGCAACAGCAACAACAACUGCAGCACGAAGAAUGUACUUCUUCACAAACUCCGCUAAUCAACCCACGAAUAAACGAGAUGGUACCUUGCUCCGGCCCAGGUUUAACAAAGGGCACAUCAAUAAUGAGUCCCCGUACUGUAACAACAACACGCUUUUGACCUAAACAAGAGUAGAUUUAAAGACAAAAGUGCCUGUUGUUCACCAACCACCAAAGACGCUGAAAAAUGGACUGUUACAGAAAAGUCGUAGAUAGGGCGAAUCAAGUAGGUUCUUAUUGUAAUUUUAUAUCAGAAGCGAACACGUCGCGGUGCAGUGGCGUGCGUAAACAGAGUGCCAAAUAAAGUAGAAUUCGAAACUGUUCGAGUAGAGUUUGUUAUCGGGGUAUCUGUUUUAAGAGUUUAGAUACGACAUUAGCAAAAUAUGGUUCGUUAAUUAUUACUGUGGAUGCAAUCAGAGACGUAUGUAUAAAUUUAAAUAUAUUAGAGGAUAAGUUAUAAAAAAAGGGUAAAAAUUGUUGUAUAAAUCAAACUGUUGAAAUUUAUUUGAGUGUAAACGCAUUUUAAAACAGAACAUGUCUGUUUUUCUACUGAUUGUGAAUGAAUCAUUGCAGUUGAAAUUUGUUGUGUUUAUGGUGCUCUGAACACCCUGAACAUGCGAUAUACAUAAUAAAAAAAUGGGGCUGUUUGCCUACAGUGUACUUUGUCCAAAUAAUCUAAAUAGCUAUAUAUGAAUAAUAAAUAAUUAAUAUAUGUUGUUUAAAUUUUCACGUCUAGUUUAUAUAAGGUUGUAAUGUGAUAUUAGAAUACCGUUAAUAUACUACUGCUGUAUUUGCUUGUUAAAUAAAAGAUCAUAAAAGUCGCACCGUCAUAAAAAUUUACAAUUUAACGAUUACAUCUAAUUCCAAUUUUAAUCUUUAUCUUAAACUUUCAGCAUGAAACUUUAUUUCGUUAAUAAUUUCUGUUGGAGAGAAAGUCAAUUAAAGUCACCAGGUCAAUUAGAAAUAUAAAAAUUCGGCAUAAAAUGAGAAAACCUAGUCAUAAAGAGUGCCUACACUCUUAUCAUAAAUAUAUUUAGUAUUUAGCAUUUUCUUUCUAAAAAAGAUUUGUAUACAGAGUGAUUAUUAAGCUGUAAAACUGCACGCAAUCAAUAGAUUCAAUUAAAGAAAUUUGUGUUUAUAAUAAUAAUAGAAAGAGGAGAGAUCAAAGUUAGGCAGUAAUUUGGUGCUUCUUGGUGUGAGAUUGCUUAAUAAUCAUCGUUUAUACAUUUUGACAAUAAUCUUUCACUUAUAUGUAUUUAAUAUUUAUUAACACUACUUUAUAAAAUUCGCAAAUUGAAAACCAAUCAAAUCCAUACAAGGUACUUAUGUAUAUAUCUAUAAACAGAACACUUUAUUCGUUGUAAUAAUGACUAGAAAUCAAUUGAGGUUGUUUGAAAAUUGUAGUAAAAAUCAAUCAAAAGUGAUGCAAAAAAAAUAACAGUAACUUUCAUCAACUUAAUUUUUACCUAACAAUAAGUGUAACUGAGCAAUUUGCUACAACAUUUAUAUAUAUAUAUAUAUAUAUUUAAAUGCCACUACUUUUACAUUCCUUUUUGCGAUAACUGUAUCUACAGUUCCCUGAAAAAACCCCAUGACAAAUCGUUUCAACGUGGUCAAUGUCUCGUUCUUUAUAGCCUUGUUUGUUGUUUGAUAAUUAUUGUAAAUUAAAGAAAAUAUUAAGAGAUUAAAAAUGAUGUUACUCGGAUUAACUGUUGCUCUAUUUUCGAAUGGAACGUUUUUCCUGGGGGCAAUGCUGAUAAAUUUCUGUAUAGUUGUAAAAUUUAAGUCUGCCAUAAUAUGUACAAUUCAUUUUUAGUAAUUAUGUACAUGUAAACUAAAUAUUAACUUAAAUGUGAAUGUACAAAUUGUGCAAAUCAUCUCUAAUAAACGAUUAUAUA